This is a messenger RNA of Chilo suppressalis (striped riceborer), 529 nucleotides long. Lineage: Eukaryota; Metazoa; Arthropoda; Insecta; Lepidoptera; Crambidae. The record is from the annotation of a GenBank genome assembly.
ACCGUCGAAUUUAAGGUUACUUUCUUGAGAAAUCUAUUUAUUGUUGUAUUCUUUCUCCUUUCCUUAUUGCUUUGAGAAACCGUAAAUAACCAUGGCUCUAUUACAGAAAUUACUAAGCAAACACAUAUUUUCAGUCAAUACACGUAUCGUCUCUACUGCGAGAUUGUCUUCCACCAAUACAAAAAUCGCUGUAACUGACGACAGCCCAGCAGAUAUUGAUAAUCCGUAUAAGAAAGAAGUGAAGCAGUGCAUCUUAUGUAAAUUGAACAUUACACCAGACUACAAAAACUAUCGUCUUCUAUCUCAAUUCCAAUCCCCAUACACUGGUCGCAUAUAUGGAAGGCAUAUAACGGGCCUAUGUCGUAAAAAGCAAUUUCAAGUGGAAACAGAAAUAACAAAAGCACAGAACUGUGCUUACAUGCCAUAUUACUACAAGGACAAGAGGUUCUUGAAAGAUCCAAAACUAUUUGAUCCCGAAAAUCCGAUUAGGCCGCACAGAUUUUAGAUCAAAUGUAAUAAUUAAAGUUGC